Molecule: messenger RNA, 4749 nt
Organism: Choloepus didactylus (southern two-toed sloth)
Lineage: Eukaryota; Metazoa; Chordata; Mammalia; Pilosa; Megalonychidae
Gene: CAMK2A
Product: calcium/calmodulin dependent protein kinase II alpha
Exons: 19
Coding region: 179-1648 (489 amino acids)
Biological process (GO): protein phosphorylation
Cellular component (GO): cytoplasm; neuron projection
Molecular function (GO): calmodulin binding; calcium/calmodulin-dependent protein kinase activity; ATP binding
Source: RefSeq, a predicted model, not a curated record
GAGGCUGCAAGCAGCCACAGUGCCCUGCUCAGAAGCCCCGGGCUCGUCAGUCAAGCCGGCUCUUGGUUGGCACUCGGCAGCACGGGCAGGCGAGUGGCUCCUGGUUCCAGGAGCCGAGCAGCAGCGUCCCAGUCCUGGUCCCCCAGCCCCAAGCCUUGCCUGCCUGCCCAGCGCCAGGAUGGCCACCAUCACCUGCACCCGCUUCACAGAAGAGUACCAGCUCUUUGAGGAACUGGGAAAGGGCGCCUUCUCUGUGGUGCGCAGGUGUGUGAAGGUGCUGGCUGGCCAGGAGUAUGCUGCCAAGAUCAUCAACACCAAGAAGCUCUCGGCUAGAGACCAUCAGAAGCUGGAGCGUGAAGCCCGCAUCUGCCGCCUGCUGAAGCACCCCAACAUCGUCCGACUCCAUGACAGCAUCUCUGAGGAGGGACAUCAUUACCUGAUCUUUGACCUGGUCACUGGCGGGGAGCUGUUUGAAGACAUUGUGGCCCGGGAGUAUUACAGUGAGGCCGAUGCCAGCCACUGUAUCCAGCAGAUCCUGGAGGCCGUGCUGCACUGCCACCAGAUGGGCGUGGUGCACCGGGACCUGAAGCCGGAGAAUCUGUUGCUGGCCUCCAAGCUCAAAGGCGCUGCGGUGAAGCUGGCCGACUUUGGCCUGGCCAUAGAGGUGGAGGGGGAGCAGCAGGCGUGGUUUGGGUUCGCAGGGACGCCCGGAUACCUCUCCCCAGAAGUGCUGCGGAAGGACCCGUAUGGAAAGCCUGUGGACCUGUGGGCCUGUGGGGUCAUCCUGUACAUCCUGCUGGUUGGAUACCCCCCUUUCUGGGAUGAGGACCAGCACCGCCUGUACCAGCAGAUCAAGGCUGGCGCCUAUGAUUUCCCAUCACCAGAAUGGGACACUGUCACGCCAGAAGCCAAGGACCUGAUCAAUAAGAUGCUGACUAUCAACCCAUCCAAACGCAUCACGGCUGCUGAGGCCCUCAAGCACCCCUGGAUCUCGCACCGGUCCACCGUGGCCUCCUGCAUGCACAGACAGGAGACCGUGGACUGCCUGAAGAAGUUCAACGCCAGGAGAAAACUGAAGGGAGCCAUCCUCACCACCAUGCUGGCCACCAGGAACUUCUCUGGAGGGAAGAGUGGAGGAAACAAGAAGAACGAUGGCGUGAAGAAAAGAAAGUCCAGUUCCAGCGUUCAGUUAAUGGAAUCUUCAGAGAGCACCAACACCACCAUCGAGGAUGAAGACACCAAAGUGCGGAAACAGGAAAUUAUAAAAGUGACAGAGCAGCUGAUUGAAGCCAUAAGCAAUGGAGAUUUUGAGUCCUACACGAAAAUGUGCGACCCAGGGAUGACAGCCUUCGAACCCGAGGCUCUGGGGAACCUGGUUGAGGGCCUGGACUUCCAUCGAUUCUAUUUUGAAAACCUCUGGUCCCGGAACAGCAAGCCGGUGCACACCACCAUCCUGAACCCCCACAUCCACCUGAUGGGCGACGAGUCGGCCUGCAUCGCCUACAUCCGCAUCACGCAGUACCUGGACGCGGGUGGCAUCCCCCGCACAGCCCAGUCGGAGGAGACCCGCAUCUGGCACCGCCGAGACGGCAAAUGGCAGAUCGUCCACUUCCACAGAUCUGGGGCGCCCUCCGUCCUGCCGCAUUGAAGGACCAGGCCCGGGGUCACCGCGUUGCUGAGCCACGGAGACCCUCUCUUCGUCGGUGGAAUGUAGCUGCUGGUUCCCCCACGUGGAUCUUGCUGGAACUCCCCUCGUCACGUCUCACGACCACCACCACCGUCGCCUCCAUGCCUGUGCCAAGAAAACCUGCCUGUUCACAAAAGCCGUCGUAACUCCAAGCAAAUGGCUGCACCCACCCCAGCCCUUCCUCUCACUCCUGCUCUCUCCUCAUCCACAUGUCCUUGAGACUUCCCCUGCAGGGGUGGGGCUUCCUCAGGCCUGGGUGCCCUGACUCAGGGCCCCAAGGACCCCCCACCCCAGCGGUGGUUCCCUGGUCUUGCCUUGUGCUGCAGGCUAGAAUGCCCCAGCCCUGACCUCACCCAGGCUGGAGAGGAGAGACUGAGGACUGUGGCAUCCACCAGCCCCCCCAUCUCUCCUUUGGCGGGGGCCCCCGGGGGAGAGCAAAUGAGCCCCCCAAACCCCCUGAGCUGACCUCCCUGCAGGAGCAGGUGUGAGAGUUCCAGACGACAGGAGCUUCAAGCCUCAAAAUCCUUCCCUAACUCAUCUCGCCUCCUGCCCUACCAGGGAGUUUUUUCUCUUCCUGAACCCUCCCCCUUAGUAUCCUCUCAGGGUACCCCACUCCCCCGCCCCGAUCCUUCCUUCUUUCUUCUGCUGACCUUCAGCACUUAGCCGCUCAUCCCAUGCUUCCUUCAUCUGUGGAGAAUUCCAGCUUCGUUUUAUCCAAGCAGGGGAAUCUGAUCGUUUUCGAGGGCAAAAGAAAGCAACGUUUAGGUGUCACUUCUCCUUGGACCGCAUGCCUUUUUAUAGCCAAACUUCCGUGUAUUUCGUAACUGGAUUUCGCGUUAAUGGAUAUUUAUGUAAUAACUAAACCUCUCAAAUUAUUGUAAGGAGGGUUGGGUUGGGUUGGGAAGCGGGGAUGGUAAGAGGGGUGAAGGGUAGUUUUUUUUUUUCUGUUCUAGAAAUCCUUUCUUGUUUUCUGUCAUCUCUGAGGUAGACUUGGUCCCCUGUGGAUAUCCCGGGCUGAGGGGGACUCAGCCCCAGGGGGAAGGGCCUCUCUGACAUCUUGGUCCCAAGGUCAGCUGACGGGGCUGCCUAUGGGGGCUGCGGAAGCUUCCAGUCUGUGCUGGUUAACAGCGAGUCAGGGCAGAGAGUGCGUGCGCAGGACGGAGAUAUCUGUGCUUUCUUCCCUCCUGGGAUCCUAACUACCAAGUUUCCCAGGGCUUCAUCUCACCACCACACCUGUUUGCCUCCCCUGGCCCCUCCCACUUCCAGGGACCAUGAAGCAUGUGUCUUCAUUGCCCUCUCCCCUUGGCAUCUGACAGCCAAAGCAAAGCACCGGGAAUCUCUCUCUCCAGCCUCCUUCUGCAGCCCUGGGUGUGCAUCUCUUUCUCUCUUUCUUUUCUCUUUCCCUCUUCCCCCGGGGACUGACUCUGAAGUGGAAUGCCUUGGCACAUCCACUGCAAUCUACUGUCUGCACUGUUUUCUUUGCAUGACUUUAUAUGCAGUAUGUUGAAAAAAAAUGAAAAGAAGAAAAAACACUCAACAAAACCAAUCUACAUGUUUUUGGGGGAAAAAAAAAGAGGUUGUAUUCUCAGUGUCCGACUCGGAAUUCCAUGUUGCUGCCUCUCUGUGCUUUUGGCCUCUGUGUGGCCGUGUUUCGCCAGCAUGAGAUACUAUCCCCUCUGGAGGAUUUUAGGGGAGAAAGAGCCACAUCCCCAGGGAUUUGGAGGAAGCACUGGUCUCCCUCGAACCUCCGGGGAGUCCUGGGUGUUGGUUGGAGCAGGACAGAUGGGGAUAUUUGACACAGGACUUUCUGAGUUUUCCCUGAUCAUGAGUUGUCUGCUGGGCUCUUUGUCAACUCCUGCUGCCCGGACUGAGGAAGCAAGGGGGCAGGUCAGGCGGGCUGGGUGGGGACUGAAGACCAGGAGACAGGCUGCCCAGGCCUCCUAGUUUCCAAACUGGACCUCUGUCCUUGGCAGAAACCCUGCUGCCCAGGCCCAGGGGUGGGCCCUUGGCCUGCCCUGGGCCCAGAGUGCUUCCCGCUAAGGUCCAGUGAGCUCAGCAUCCCAGCAGCAAAACCACCUGCCUCACGUGGGAGCUCCCAGCUCCCCCAGCCAUCCCUUGCCAAAGGUGAGGUGCGCUCCUCACCAGGGGAUGCUGCAGUUACCAUGGCAGGGUCUGGUCCCCCCUUCUUCAGCCUUAGUUUUCCCAUCAGUUGAAAGGGUGAAAAGUUCCCACCCAGCCUACACUGCAGGGCUGAUGGGGGAUCAAAGGGCACAGUGGUAUGAAGCCCAAACAGCACUGGGAACUUACAGGAUUAGUCGCUGGCUGGCCGCCUGUUUAACUCUGGGCUUGGCCGGUCCACCUGACCUACCCACAGCCCCUCGUUCUCCUCUGGUGCCUGUCAACUGCUCCUCGGCAGUGAACUGCAGGGGAAAAAGCAGUGGUUUGGACGUUAGUGGGCUUCAAUUCCCAGCUCUGACCCAGACUUACUGUGUGACCUUGGGCAAGUCCUUUCCCCUGUCUGGGCCUUAGUUUCUCUCCCAGAGAAAACUGAGCUGGAGGACCCCAAGUUCCUGCCUUUCAUUUGCUGAGAUGCUUCCUGUCCACUGUGUCCCUCUCUUCCUUGUUUUUUCUCCAAGUGCCAGAGAACUGGAGGCAGGUCCCACUCCAGGCUGAGAGGGCCCUACUGCAAAGGCCACCCCUGGGGAUGGGCAGCCACCUGCCUAGACCACAGGGCACCGGGGGUGAUCCUGAGGCAGCAGGCAGGGGAGACUGGCAGAAAAUGCCGGCCAGAGCCCAGCCUCCCAGACAGACUCUGUGCUCCUCCAAAACACCCUUCAGAUGCAAAAAAUCCAAACCCAAGCAAAAACCUAGGCUCAAGCAUGCAAAUGCAUCUACAGGAACAUAUUCUCCCAGGUUUGUGCCCACUGCUGGGCAAAUACUGCCCUGCGGCCUCCUGUCUCCCUUCCAAGGGCGAUCCUUUGGGGGGAUGUGUUUGCCAGUCUCCCCAUGCUGGUUCUUUGUUACUGUUUGUAUGGGGUUUUGUUUCAGUUCUUUUUUUUUUU